GUCAUGUUGUCCGCGCGGCUGGAGACCUGCCCGCGUGUCACCUUCAGCGGAGCUGGAUCUGUAACGACUCCGGCUCGAGGACCCGAGGCCGGGAUGGGCGGGGAGGCGUGUCCUCACAAGCUGGGAACGACCAAUCAUCUUCGACUUCUCCGCUACAUCCUGAUUCCCACUGUGAGCCUGCUGGCCGGUCUGCUGCUGCUCGUCCUGGCCCUCACUGGUAUAUUUGGCAGCAACCUCUUGCACUCCAGCCCCCUCCCCUCCCCCGAGCCCAUUGCCGACAGUGACCGUGGUUACCAUGGCAAGAGCACAAACCUCUCCUCCGUCCCUGAGACGGAAAACGUCACGGAUUCGUCGCGAAACCGCAGCGACGAUGACAUCACAUACGGCCAUAAACACGGCGUGGGCACGCCUUCUGCUUCCACCAGCGUACACACAGGCUCCUCCUCCUCACAGGCCACGCCCACCCAGUCCUACACAAAGCCUCCUGAAUGGCUGACCUCUGUGACGUCACUGAGCACCACCUGGCCGAUCAGCACCACCCCAGCGUCUGACUCAGGAGGCUGUCAUCUGAUUGUGGAGCCUCUGUGUCACAUGUUACCCUACAACCAAUCAUGGCUGUCCUCCUCCUUCACCACGGUCGGGGGCUCAGAGGUCGACAUGUUGCUAAGGUUCUUCAGCUACCUCAGCAGACUGUCCUGCUACAGACACAUCAUGCUCUUCGGCUGCUUGGUGGCGCUGCCCGAGUGUAUCGCCGCUGACGGCAUACACAGCAGGCGGGUUGUGCAGCCCUGCGCGUCGUUCUGCGAGGCGGCGAGGGAAGGCUGUGAGCCCUUCCUCCAGAUGUUCAACACCUCAUGGCCUGAAUUCCUGCAUUGCUCGCAAUUCAGCAGCCUGAACCCUGCUUUGUCACCACCAUCAUCAUCAUCAUCAUCAACGCCAUCAACACCUUCAACGCCAUCUACGCCAUCAACGCCAUCAACACCAUCAGUGCUGUCAUUGUCCAUGGCAACAGCAGGCCCCGCCCUUUCCGCCUGCUACACACCAAGACAGAUCAAAGGGAAACCCUCUUUGUGCGGCGGGAAGGACCACUUUCUGUGCGUGACGGGGAUUUGCAUCCCUCAGAAACUGGUGUGUAACGGGUACAACGACUGUGACGACUGGAGCGACGAAACACACUGCGUGUGUACAAAUGAGAAGUUUCGGUGCAACACCGGCCGGUGUCUCUCGCCCGAUCUGGUGUGUGACGGUUAUGACGACUGUGGAGACCUGAGCGACGAACUCAACUGUGUGUGUGAUCUGUCUCGUGAACAUCGUUGUGGUGACGGCCGCUGUGUGUCCAGAGACUGGCUGUGUGACGGAGACCACGACUGUCUGGACAAGAGCGACGAGCUCAACUGCUCCUGUAAGAGCCAGGGUCUGUUGGAGUGCAGGAACGGUCAGUGUAUUCCUUCUGCGUUUCGCUGUGAUGGAGAGGACGACUGUAAAGACGGCAGCGAUGAAGAACACUGCAGCAGAGAUCAGAAUCAGGGUACGUGUGUUCCCGGUCAGCCCAGCUGUAUCUCCACUUCCUGUCCGUCAGUGUGUGCGGGGGGCACCGCCGCCUGUGACCCCCGAAACAACAACAACAACAACUGCACUCGCUGUGAGCCCAUCACCCUGGAGCUCUGUAUGAACCUGCCCUACAACCUGACCAGCUUCCCCAACUACCUGGGUCAUCAUUCCCAGCGAGAGAGCGCCGUGUCCUGGGAGUCCUCUCUGUUCCCCGCCCUGGUCCAGACCGGCUGCUACCAGUACCUCAUGUUCUACGCCUGCACACUGCUGGUACCAAAGUGCGACCCGGUCACCUUGCAGAGGGUCCCGCCCUGCAGGUCGCUGUGUCGUAAUGCGAAGCGGAAGUGUGAGUCGGUUCUAGGCCUUGUGGGACUGCAGUGGCCCGAGGACUCAGACUGUAGUCAGUUUCCAGAGGAGGGAGGCAACACAACCUGCCUGCUGGCCGAGGAAGGAGUCGACGAGUGCUCCCCCAGCCACUUCAAGUGCCGGUCGGGUCGCUGCGUCCUGGCGACCAAACGCUGUGACGAACACCUGGACUGUGACGACCACAGCGACGAGGACAACUGUGGCUGUUCUGAGCGCGGUCUGUGGGAGUGUCCUGGCAGUAAGGUGUGUAUUAAAGCCAGUAUGAUCUGUGACGGAUUCCCAGACUGCCCCAUGCUGGCGGACGAGGCCAACUGCACGGUGUGCAGGGACAACGAGCUGUCCUGUAACAACCAUGAGUGUGUUCAUCGGACUCUGUGGUGUGAUGGAAAGAAACACUGUUCGGACAGCUCUGAUGAAUGGAACUGUGUGUCUCUAUCCGAUCAAUCGGGUUCUGUACUGACGGUGCUCAGGACGGCAGCAGAGUAUCAGAUCUGUGCAGACGAGUGGAACCACGAUCUGAGCAAACUGACCUGCAGCCAGCUGGGACUAGGAGUUCCCUCCUCUGUUUCCAUGGUACCUGACCAGCCUGGAGUCCCGGGCCGCCGCCGUUGGUUACAUGUCCAUCCUGAGUGGAACCUGAGGAACGGAUCUGCUCUGCAGGCCCGACUGGAGAAGAGAAGUCAUGCGUGUCAUUCCAGGAGGAGAGUAUCAGUGCUGUGUACGAGAGAAGAGUGUGGUCUGCGCCCUGCAGUGGGCAUCUACCCCCAUAGGAAGAAGAGAAUUCUGGGAGGACGGGUGUCCCGGCGGGGUGCGUGGCCGUGGCAGUGCUCGCUGCAGAGCGGUCAGGGCGGUCAUGUCUGCGGCUGCGUCCUCAUCGCCCGGAGAUGGGCUUUGACUGUCGCACACUGCUUCGAAGGGAGAGAGAGUUCAGAGCUGUGGAAGGUGGUGUUAGGGCUGAACAACCUGGACCAUCCAGGUGUGCACAGUCAGAGUCGCAAAGUGCGCUCCAUCAUCGUUCACCCGCGCUACAACCGGGCGGUGGUCGACUACGACAUCAGUGUGGUGCAGCUGGAAUCUGAGAUUGAGGAGACAAAUUUCGUCAGGCCGGUGUGUCUACCUGAGCUUGGCCAGCUCCCUUCGCCUGAUUCCUACUGUUACAUCACAGGCUGGGGUCACAUGGGCAACAGGAUUCCCUUUAAGCUGCAGGAAGGGGAGGUUCGAAUCAUCUCGCUGUCUCAGUGUCAGUCUUACUUUGACAUUAAGACCAUCACUCCCAGGAUGCUUUGCGCUGGUUACGAUGCUGGGACCGUCGACUCCUGCAUGGGUGACAGCGGCGGUCCGUUGGUGUGUGAGGAGGACGGAGGUCACUGGACCUUGUUUGGCCUGACAUCUUGGGGCAGCGUGUGCUUCAGUAAAGUGCUCGGACCCGGAGUGUACAGCAACGUGACACAUUUCACCCCCUGGAUCCAACAGCAGAUCUACAUCCACACAUACCUGAGCGACUGACACACACACUCAACACUUCCUGUCUUCAGCAUUCCAGGAGGAAGUAAUGUCAUUGUCAAUCACACACACAAACACACACACACACACACACACACACACACACCUUCAGUUCCUCUACCUGUGCCUAUAUCAAUACUGAUAGCCUUCAGAUGCUAACUGCUGUUUUAGCAGUGGUAUAAACUCAUAUUGCAGAUGCUAACUAGGUAGCUAGUAGAGCUGUUGUUGUCAACUACUAGACUUUGCAUUCAUAAUCAAUUAACAUUCACUUAACACUCUUAUUUUUUUAUUGCUCUACAUAGAAUAUGAAUAAGAAUAUGAAUCUAAAAAACUUUGUUUUCAAAGUUCAAUCACUACUGAAUAUUCAAAUUUAAAUACCAAUGUGUUUGUAGCAUCU
Molecule: messenger RNA, 3817 nt
Organism: Micropterus dolomieu (smallmouth bass)
Lineage: Eukaryota; Metazoa; Chordata; Actinopteri; Centrarchiformes; Centrarchidae
Gene: corin
Product: corin, serine peptidase
Exons: 24
Coding region: 4-3423 (1139 amino acids)
Biological process (GO): proteolysis; acrosome reaction
Cellular component (GO): membrane
Molecular function (GO): protein binding; serine-type endopeptidase activity
Source: RefSeq, a predicted model, not a curated record